AUGGCUACGUAUCUACGUUAUGUAAGGCGGCUAGAUUUUUUUGAAAAGCCGGACUACGACUACUUAAGAAAGCUCUUCACAGACUUACUUGAUCGGAAAGGCUAUACGUUUGAUUAUGAGUAUGACUGGAUUGGCAAACAGUUGCCUAUUCCAGUGGGUUCAAUACAUUCAGACCCUGCGCUGUCCUCAAACAGAGAAGCAUAUCAGCACAGAGAUAAAAUGCAACAGUCCAAAACUCAGGUAGUAAGCUCAACAAAUGGAGAACUGAACACAGAUGACCCAACUGCAGGCCGUUCAAAUGCACCCAUCACAGCUCCUGCAGAAGUAGAAGUAAUGGAUGAAACUAACUGCCAGAAAGUGUUGAACAUGUGGUGCUGCUGUUUUUUCAAGCGGAGGAAAAGGAAAAAUAUUCAGCGCCACAAAUGA
Molecule: messenger RNA, 426 nt
Organism: Leptosomus discolor (cuckoo roller)
Lineage: Eukaryota; Metazoa; Chordata; Aves; Leptosomiformes; Leptosomidae
Source: RefSeq, a predicted model, not a curated record